Suillus subaureus is the source of this 1388-nucleotide messenger RNA. RefSeq lists its product as uncharacterized. The record is from RefSeq and is a predicted model, not a curated record. NCBI's taxonomy places the organism in Eukaryota, Fungi, Basidiomycota, Agaricomycetes, Boletales, Suillaceae. The coding region runs from base 175 to 1080 and encodes 301 amino acids. The transcript is spliced from 6 exons. Gene Ontology annotation, molecular function: oxidoreductase activity, acting on NAD(P)H, oxygen as acceptor. Gene Ontology annotation, cellular component: intracellular anatomical structure.
GCCGCUUAUCGUACCUAAUCUUUGGACUGCAAAUCCUGGACUGCAAACCUCACUGCCCAAAGGACCGUCAAUCUUUCACACGAAGCAAUUCGCGUCGACGUCAUGCGUGCACUCCAUUUGAGCUCUUUUGGUACUAGUACUAGCGUUAUUGCUCGCCUAUAAUACACGCAAGAGAUGGCUCAUCUGAUCUUCCUAGCAAUAUUGCGGCGCACACAGAUAUCAACUAUCCACAAGAAUGGGGUCAGGUUAGCCACGUUGCACUCUACGUCCGCAAUCCAAAAAGAGGGUUUGGGAGAUUUUGCAUUAACAGACCGAGUUGCGAUUGUCACCGGAGGCAACCGUGGUCUUGGACUCGAGGCCGCACUGGCGCUCUCUGCGGCCGGUUCGCGUGCAGUAUAUUGUUUAGAUCUCCCGGAAAAGCCAGGUGAAGAUUGGAACAUCGCUCGCCUCAGCGUAGCAAAACUUGGGGGUGCAGGAAGACUUGAAUAUGUGACUACUGACGUUCGCGAUCAGAAAAGGUUGCUUAAAACGGUAGAAGAAAUUGCAACAAAGGAGGGGAGGAUGGAUAUAUGCGUCGCAGCAGCAGGCAUUUCUGGAGUCGCGCGGCCUUGCUUGGAGUAUACAGAAGAAGAGCUUGAAGAGGUUUAUGCUGUAAACAUCAAAGGAAUGUUCUUUAGUGCCCAGGCUGCUGCAAGGCAAAUGUCUCGGUUCCAGAUACCAGGAAGCAUUAUCCUCCUGGCCUCCAUCGCUGGUAGUGUUGUUCUGAAACACACGCCAAUUCUUCCAUACAAUACCAGCAAAGCUGCAGUGAUACAGAUGGCCCGCGUCAUGGCAUGUGAACUUGCACAUAAGAACAUCAGGGUGAACUCGCUGUCACCAGGUGUUAUUGAGACACCCAUGACGGCAGCAGCAUUUUCUGCGAAACCGGAAUUCCGAGCUAUAUGGUCAGAGCAAAGCUUCAUGAAUAGACUUGGCAAGCCUCACGAACUGCGUGGAAUUAUGACGUGGCUGGCAUCCGACGCAUCGAGCUUUUGUACGGGAAGCAAUAUCGUUGUCGACGGUGGAUAUACCGCAUGGUAGAGUCGUUUUGAGCCCUGGUAUUUGUACAUCGACAGAAUUUGCGCGGAGUCGUCUAAACUACGAAAGUACAUGUCAAGUACUAUCUUAUCUUCUAGGUUUCUCCGCAUCGGUUUAAGUGUGGAGUUGAUCUACGUUGUCUUGAACCUUGAGCUUGUGCUUGAUUCAACGUUUGAACCUCUAGACUCGCAUAUCUAUAAUUUCACCAACUCUCGUCUCUUUUGCAACACCCAUGCUAGCUUUUCUGAUCUGAUGUCAGAAGUGGUUUGUAGACCUUGUUACUAUAUAACUGCGCAGCCGUUGGUCACGAC